AUAGCUUUACCACUAUUUUUUCAAGUGUGGUCCAAACAAAUGUAUCGUUGACGCAGAAGGGAUGAUUACUCAGUGAUUUAACUGACUUUUACCGAAGUAGUCUCGAGGAGAAGCCGGGUCAGUUUGUUUUCGAUUGGAGAAACCGUAUUGAACCAGAAUCGCAUACUAGAAUCCAGUUACGUUUGUUAAGCGAAACUAAGAGAGGACUUGAAGGACACUUGAAAUGGAUAAUCAGGUUGGUGAUGGGGAAAACCGAAUUGUACAUUACAGCUACAACCUCACAACGGAAAAUGAGCAGAAACAGAGACCGAAAUCAUCUGGCAAAGGUUUAUUUAGCAGAUUGACAAGAAAUAGUGCCAUGUUUGGAUCUGAUAGCACCCUUAAUGCGCUCUACCAAGCGGACGACGGGAUGAAAAGAAGUAGAAGCAUUCCUAAUUUUGGGCGAAACAUUCUGGGAGGGAACGAUUUAAAGGAAAGUCCCGAUUCCCCGAAACCUAAGAAUGCGUUUGCCUUCGGUGAGGAAAUGCCGGGCUUUUCAACGGAAACAAUUACGCAGAAUCCCGCAAAGACGGGUAAUAGUUCACAAGAGCUUCGUUCACGCAAGUGUGGGCUUGGUGAUCUAACAAACCGAGGAAUCAUGAGUCAUAAACUCAGAAAGAAAGCAGUCUGUGACUCCUCUGACAAUUUGCAUUAUCAAAGACAAUUUCUUCGAGUUUUAAACAAGAGAUUUUAAGGUACUAUUGUUCUCUGACGAAUAAUCGAAAAGCUGUUUAUACCGAAACCACUUAAAGGCGCGGGUUUUCGGUACAUUUAGCGAGUUUGCAUCUUGAUGCAUCAGAGUAGAAUCAGUUGUUGGUAGUGAACGUAUCUGAGUAAAAGCUAUUUGUAUUUUGAAGCAUUUUGUGUAUCACUCUCAUUAGAGAAAAAGAAAAUGCAACUAAUUGGAGUAUCUCGAUGAUGUUUGUAAAUAGGGAAGCUAAAAGAGGUUCCUUGUAUAAAUAUAAUGAUUUCUGUUAAAAACGCACCGAGUACUUUUUCAAAGAAUCUAUCCUGUACGGAGAAACAAAAUAUUGAGUUGUCACUUGACAUUAAA
Messenger RNA from Pocillopora verrucosa, 1093 nucleotides. RefSeq lists its product as uncharacterized. The record is from RefSeq and is a predicted model, not a curated record. Lineage: Eukaryota; Metazoa; Cnidaria; Anthozoa; Scleractinia; Pocilloporidae.